This is a messenger RNA of Theileria equi strain WA, 2121 nucleotides long. RefSeq names its product translation elongation factor G2, putative. The record is from RefSeq and is a predicted model, not a curated record. Gene Ontology annotation, molecular function: GTP binding; GTPase activity; translation elongation factor activity. Gene Ontology annotation, biological process: ribosome disassembly; translational elongation. Bases 1 to 2121 code for a protein of 706 amino acids. Lineage: Eukaryota; Apicomplexa; Aconoidasida; Piroplasmida; Theileriidae. The transcript is spliced from 4 exons.
AUGGCACAUAUCGAUGCCGGAAAAACGACAACAACUGAGAGGAUUCUCUACUUAACGGGUGUCACUUUUAAGAUUGGAGAAGUCCACGAUGGUGAAGCAACUAUGGACUACAUGCCGCAGGAACGUGAAAGAGGUAUCACAAUCAUGGCGGCUGCCACCACUUGCUUUUGGAGAGGAGGGUACAGGAAAUUACCUCUACAUCGCAUAAACAUUAUAGAUACACCGGGACAUGUCGACUUCACUGCAGAGGUGGAGAGAUCGCUCAGAGUUCUGGACGGAGCCUGUGCAGUCUUUGAUGGUGUAGCUGGUGUUGAGCCACAGUCUGAGACUGUGUGGAGACAAGCGGACAGAUACGACAUUCCCAGAAUCGCAUAUGUCAAUAAGAUGGAUAGAAUGGGUGCAAACUUUGAAAGAUGCCUAGAUGAAAUGAAGGAAAAACUCGGAGCUACUCCUGUUCCGUUAUUUCUUCCUGUUGGAGAAUAUACAGAUUUUGACGGCGUUAUUGAUCUUAUCAGGAUGAAGUUUUACAAAUUUGCCAGGGACAAGGAGAAUUUCGAUUACAAAGAACUUGAUAUACCAGAAAACAUGCUAGAAAAAUCACAACUUUACAGAAACUUAAUCCUAGAAACAGCAGCACAGACUUCAGAAGAACUUUUAGAUGAAUUUUUAUCGCAAGGAACGCUAUCUGAGGAUCAGAUUAGGAAAUCCCUAAGGAACCUGACACUUUCAAACAAAAUUGUUCCCGUAGCAUGCGGAAGCUCACUGAAGAACAAAAACAUUCAGGGAGUUUUGGACAUGAUAUUAGACUAUCUGCCAUCACCAUGUGAGGCCAAUAAAAUUUGUUUGAAAUCAGAGGAGACUGAACAAGAGAAAAAUGAUGUGCCAUUGUCGGAUUCCGUCUAUUCCACGAAAAAGUUGAUAGAAAAACAACUCGUGUACGAUACAGAAGAUUUUUCACUCCCAUUUGCAGCGCUUGUGUUUAAGAUAACAUCGGAUUCACAGCUUGGAACUCAAGCCUAUAUCAGGAUAUACAGAGGAAGCAUAUCUGCGGGAGAUUACGUUUACAAUCCCAGGACUAUGAAAUCAGAACGCGUCCAGAAGCUCCUGUUCAUGCAUUCUAAUAACAGAACACAGAUAAAAACUGCACAUGCUGGAGACAUUGUAUCUUUAGUGGGAGCUAAGGCUAUUACCGGUGAUACUCUUUGCUCCGAAAAGGACCCAAUAGUUUUGGAGACGAUAAAUUUCCCAGAGCCCGUCAUUAGUCUUCAUGUGGAUGUGAUGGAUAAAGCCGACGAAGAUAGAUUGGGACCUGUUCUUUCUAAAUAUGCAAAAGAGGAUCCCUCCUUCACAACGCAUAUAAAUAGAGAAACAGGGCAAACAAUCAUAAGUGGAAUGGGUGAAUUGCAUCUGGAUAUUGUCGUUGAUAGGAUAAAAAGGGAACACAAGCUAGAGCUGAAGACUGGACCUCCGCAGGUUGCAUUUAAAGAAACUUUUAUAACUGAAGUUUAUUCUGAGGGGAAGUACAUUAAACAAACUGGUGGAAGAGGUCAAUACGGUCAUGUUAAGCUGCAUAUUAAGCCCCUGGAGGAGGGAAGUGGGUUUCAAUUUGCAAAUAAUGUGACAUGUGGAACAAUUCCAAAGGAAUACAUCCCAGCGGUAGAAGAAGGAGCUAAACAACAGCUUAACACUGGACUUUUAGCAAACUACCCGGUCACUGAUGUGUUGGUGACUUUGCUGGAAGGAACAUAUCAUGAGGUUGAUAGUUCGGAAUUUGCAUUUAGAAUGGCUACAGCACAGGGAAUCCGAGAAGGCGCAAAGGUUGCUGGCAUUAAACUGAUAGAGCCAAUUAUGAAAGUCAAUAUUGUAUGUCCGAACAAGAAUUUCGGUGACGUUGUUGCUGAUAUCGCAAGGAGAAGAGGUCACGUCAAGAAUUCCAGCGACGGUUAUGGAGGUGUUAAAGAGUUGACUGUAGAAGCUCCUUUGAAGGAAAUGACAGGUUACAUGACAAAGUUACGGUCUAUAAGUCAGGGAAGGGGUUUCUUUACCAUGGAAAUGUCUCACUAUAAUCCAGUUCCAAAGUCUAUACAAGAUAAGCUUUUGGGUGUAACACCAACAGAGUAA